AAUGACAGUAGGCUCGUUCGCCACACCAGUCAGUGUUUCCCGAACUGCUGUCAGUGACAGUUCCACAAUCAUGCGGCGCCGAAUCGUCGAUUAUUGAUUCGUAUUGAUCCGUAACGAAGAGAUCCUUUUUUUCUUUUUUUGCUCCAGUAAUAGUGUUCGCGUUUUGUUCAAUUAUUUUUUCAAAAAUUAGACACUGUGUUCGGAGAAUUUUUCUAUUCUCGCGCGGUGCUACGUCACGGACCUUUAUUGUUUUUGUUGUUUUGAAUAGUUGGAAUAAAUAUGGCGUCGAACAGCAGAAUUACCUGGAGGCUGCUGCUCGUCUGCUUCGCGGUGCUGCUUCUAGGCCUCCUACAGCAUGCCGAAGGCGCGAGAAAGAGAUUCCGCAGACCGACGACUUCCGCCCCGUCGAUCUCGAACGAUCAGGAGGUCUCAGCCAGUGUCAACAGGUUCAAGGUCACGCGAAAUCGUGUCAGCAACAAGAACACGAAGAACGAGCUGCAACCCGGCAAGACGAACGAUUACAAGCUGGUGUGUUAUUACACCAAUUGGUCUCAGUAUCGCACAAAGAUCGGCAAGUUCCUGCCGGAGGACAUUCAACCUGAUCUCUGCACCCACGUAAUUUUCGCCUUCGGGUGGCUGAAGAAGAACAAACUGACUAGUUUCGAAUCGAAUGACGAAACGAAGGACGGCAAGAUCGGCCUGUACGAAAGGGUAGUGAAUCUUAAAAAGGCUAAUCCAUCCCUGAAGGUCCUGCUCGCGAUCGGCGGUUGGUCCUUUGGCACGCAGAAGUUCAAGGACGUGUCCUCGACGAGAUAUGCCCGACAGACCUUCAUCUACAGUGCUAUACCAUACUUGCGAGACAGAAACUUCGACGGCCUUGACAUCGACUGGGAAUAUCCAAAGGGUGGGGAAGACAAGAAGAAUUACGUUCUGUUGCUGAAGGAGCUCCGGGAAGCUUUUGAAGCGGAGGCACAAGAGAGGAAGAAACCCCGUCUUCUGUUAACCGCCGCUGUACCAGUCGGACCUGACAAUGUCAAGAGUGGAUAUGACGUGCCUGCUGUUGCCAGCUUAUUUAGAUUUAUUAAUCUCAUGGCCUACGACUUUCAUGGCAAAUGGGAGAGAGAAACCGGUCAUAACGCUCCUUUGUACGCCUCGUCAUUGGAUUCGGAAUGGCAGAAGCAAUUGAGCGUUGAUAAUGCAGCCACGAUGUGGGUUAAACUAGGUGCACCGAAGGAAAAAUUGAUUAUAGGCAUGCCUACGUACGGCCGGUCCUUUACUCUUUCAAAUCCAGCAAACUUCCGCGUACAUUCAGCAGCUAGUGGUGGCGGAAAAGCAGGAGAAUAUACCAAGGAGUCAGGUUUUCUCGCGUAUUACGAGAUCUGUGAAAUGCUACACAAUGGCGCCGGCUACGUUUGGGAUGACGAGAUGAAGGUACCCUACCUGGUGCACAAUGACCAAUGGGUCGGUUUCGACGACGAGAAGUCUAUCAGGAAUAAAAUGCAGUGGCUGAAGAGCAAGGGUUACGGAGGUGCCAUGGUGUGGACAAUCGACAUGGACGACUUCAAUGGCACCGUUUGCGGUGGAAAUGUUCGAUACCCUUUGAUCGGCGCGAUGAGGGAGGAACUCAGGGGUGUUUCGCGCGGUUCCAACGCGAAAGACAUCGACUGGAGCGCGGUUGCCUCCACUAUCACGGAGACGAUCGUGAAGAAACCGGAAGCUUACAAGAUUUCUGUUUCGGAAGUCCUUAACAAGAAGAAGCUUCAGAAAGCUACGACACUCGUCAUUAAUACUCCAACUCACGAGAGAGAGGCUCAAACUAUUUGUUACCUGACAAAUUGGUCACACAAAAGGCCAGGUAUGGGACGAUUCAGUCCGGAGGACAUCGAUCCGACUCUUUGCACGCACGUGAUAUACGCGUUUGCAACUCUGAAAGAUCAUUUACUUACCGAAGGAAGCGAUAAAGACGCUGAAAUGUACCAACGAUUAAUCGCACUCCGCGAGAAGAAUCCAGACAUUAAGAUUCUUCUUGCGAUCGGAGGAUGGGCAUUCGGCUCGACUCCUUUUAAGGAACUUACCAGUAAUACAUUCCGAAUGAAUCAAUUCGUCUAUGAGGCUAUCGAUUUCUUGCGAGAAUAUAAAUUUGACGGAUUGGAUGUUGACUGGGAAUAUCCAAGAGGAGCCGACGACCGGGCGGCCUACGUUAAUCUUUUAAAGGAGUUAAGACUGGCUUUCGAGGGCGAAGCAAAAAGCUCCGAUCAACCGAAAUUGAUCCUGUCAGCCGCAGUGCCCGCAAGUUUCGAAGCCAUUGCUGCAGGAUACGAUGUUCCUGAAAUAUCGAAGUACCUAGAUUUUAUCAAUGUAAUGGCAUAUGAUUUCCAUGGUCAAUGGGAGAGACAGGUUGGCCACAACAGUCCGUUAUAUCCUUUAGAAAGCGCUACCAGUUAUCAGAAAAAGCUGACAGUGGAUUAUAGUGCACGAGAAUGGGUGAAACAAGGAGCUCCGAAGGAAAAGCUCAUGAUAGGAAUGCCCACGUACGGUAGGUCCUUUACGCUGGUCGACAAAGACAAGUUCGAUAUUGGUGCACCAGCAUCUGGUGGCGGAUUGGCUGGAAAUUUCACCAACGAAUCUGGAUUCUUGUCCUAUUAUGAGGUCUGUAGCUUCUUAAACGAAGAUAAUACGACUCUGGUAUGGGAUAGUGAGCAACAAGUACCAUUUGCGUACAGAGAUGAUCAGUGGGUUGGAUUUGACGACGAAAGAAGUCUUAUAAAUAAGAUGGCUUGGCUUAAGGAAGAAGGCUUCGGAGGCGUCAUGAUCUGGUCAGUUGAUAUGGACGACUUCAGAGGAUCUUGUGGAGCAGGAAGGUAUCCGCUGAUCAAGACAAUGAAGAAGGAACUGCAGAGCUACAAAGUCAAGCUAGAGUACGACGGUCCUUAUGAAAGUACCUCGAGAAGUGGAAAAUAUACUACUAAGGAUCCGAAUGAGGUACUGUGUGACGAGGAAGACAAUCAUAUAUCUUAUCAUGCGGAUAAGAAUGAUUGCACGAUGUAUUAUAUGUGUGAGGGCGAACGCAAGCAUCACAUGCCUUGCCCAGUGAAUCUGGUCUUCAAUCCCAAUGAGAACGUUUGCGAUUGGCCGGAAAAUGUCGAGGGUUGUUUGCAGCAUACGCAGGCGCCACCCGUUUAAAAGCGAGAAACAUAAUAAAGAGUAAAUAAAAUUUGUAAAAUAAAAAAAAACGACGAAAAU
Nylanderia fulva is the source of this 3243-nucleotide messenger RNA. Lineage: Eukaryota; Metazoa; Arthropoda; Insecta; Hymenoptera; Formicidae. The record is from RefSeq and is a predicted model, not a curated record.